CUGGAGCGCUCGUAGCGCUUAGUGAUUUUUCAGUUUGCUAGAGGGAGGUCACGAGCAAGGAACGACCCAAGGAUCGCGAUCCAUCAAGGACUCGCGACCUGGAAGUCCUUCCUGUGUCCAUGCAGAGGCACGUGGUCAAAGGUCAAGUCGGAGGGAUGAGCAAAGGUUGUGGAAUAUUUGGGAUUUAUCCCAGCUGGCUGCGGGAUCGUGCCACUCCGAAAAAUUUCAUCGCUGUAUAUGGCCUUCUUGGCACAGUACAGGCGAUGGCCUUCAUCUACAUAGUGGUCACUCUCACCACCUUGGAGAAAAGGUUCAAGAUACCUAGUCGUACAACUGGAUUAAUUCUUUCCGGCAACGAGAUCUCCCAAAUCUUGUCACUGAUACUGAUCUACUAUGGCGGUUCUGGUCAUCGUCCAAGAUGGAUCGCAGUCGGUGUCGGCCUCAGCGCCAUUUCCUGCUUGAUCCUGGCGCUUCCACACUUUUUGUACGGUCCUGGAAGAGAUGCAUUGGCCUUGACGAAGGAGUACCUUGAUCAAACUUUGUUAAACAGCAGCACAAUCCCGAAGGAUCUAGCGAUUUGUCCACGAGACGUGAAACCGGAACACUGUGACGAAGAAACGUUGCUGGAUGUCAGUUUGCUUCCUCGACUUUUGGUCUUCCUUUCUCAGUUUGUCCUUGGUAUUGGUACCACUCUUUAUUAUGGCCUUGGGCAGACGUAUCUUGAUGAUAAUACUAAGAAGAAGAACACUCCAAUGCUUUUGGGUCUAACAUUCGCACUAAGAACAAUUGGACCAGCAAUAGGAUUCUUGUUAGGCUACGGUUGCCUAAGUUUGUACAUAGAUCCAAGCUUAAAUCCCGUGAUCACCAAAAAGGAUCCACGAUGGCUGGGAGCAUGGUGGCUUGGUUGGAUUAUUUUAGGUGUCGCAAUGGGCAUGUUUGCUAUACUAAUAGCCAUGUUUCCACGAGAUUUACCUCCAACAAAAACCACCAUCGACACUGCCAAGAAGGAUGGUAGUAUUCCGCUGAAACUGCACCUAACCGUGCAAGAGCAGUACAUGAAACCGAGCGAGAAAAGAAAAUCACUAGAGACUGAAUACAUUCCUACAAUUCGUGAAUUUCCAAAAGCCACGAAGAGGUUGUUAACAAACUGGCUAUUAACGUUCAACAAUUUAAGUGGAGUGUUUUACGUGUUAGGAGCAUCGGCUUAUAUAACAUUUUUAGCAAAGUAUCUCGAAGUUCAGUACAGCACUUUUGCUGCUAAUGGCACUGUGAUUGCAGGUCCAAUAUCGUUGAUCGGUAUGGUACUCGGAUUUCUCCUAUCAGGAAUGGUGAUUAGCAAGUUCAAACCCGGACCGAGGCCAUUACUAGCAUGGAACGUGUUCGUGGGAAUCUGUUUUGUCGCUGGUCAAAUAGUUUUCAUAUUUCUCGGCUGUUCCGACAUUGGCAUCAAGGGUCUUGACCCAGAAACCAUGCAGUGAAAUGAGUCUGACAUCAAGCUGUAAUUCCGCGUGCAACUGCGAGGGCGUCAAAUACUCUCCGGUCUGUCACGUGCCAUCAAAGA
Messenger RNA from Megachile rotundata (alfalfa leafcutting bee), 1561 nucleotides. RefSeq names its product Organic anion transporting polypeptide 33Ea (gene Oatp33Ea). Gene Ontology annotation, cellular component: intracellular organelle; membrane. Lineage: Eukaryota; Metazoa; Arthropoda; Insecta; Hymenoptera; Megachilidae. Gene Ontology annotation, molecular function: protein binding. The record is from RefSeq and is a predicted model, not a curated record. Gene Ontology annotation, biological process: sodium-independent organic anion transport; transmembrane transport.